This is a messenger RNA of Camelus dromedarius (Arabian camel), 1005 nucleotides long. RefSeq names its product UDP-glucuronosyltransferase 1-6-like. The record is from RefSeq and is a predicted model, not a curated record. The transcript has a single exon. Bases 85 to 1005 code for a protein of 306 amino acids. NCBI's taxonomy places the organism in Eukaryota, Metazoa, Chordata, Mammalia, Artiodactyla, Camelidae. Gene Ontology annotation, molecular function: UDP-glycosyltransferase activity.
UCAGUUUAGGGAGACCUGCCAGGAACCCUGGGGUUCUGACUGUGUGAACUGCCUCUUCUUGUUGCUACCUGCGCCUCCUCCAGCAUGGCUUGCUGGCUCCCUGCGCUCCGGAGAGUUUCUGCAGGGGCUUUCUUCUUAGCCCUUUGGGGCGUGGCUGUGGGUGACAGGCUGCUGGUGGUCCCUCAGGAUGGAAGCCACUGGCUCAGCAUGAAGGACAUAGUCGAGCAUCUCAGCGAGAGAGGGCAUGAGAUCCUGGUGGUGGUGCCGGAAAUCAAUUUGCUUCUAAAAGAAUCCAAGCACUACACAAGGAGAAUCCAUCCAGUGCCCUAUGACCAAGAGGAGCUGGAGCGCCGUUACCGCUUUUUUGGGAAAAACCACUUUUCUGAGAGAUGGUUCCUGAACACCCCUCUGGUCGAGUACAGGAAUAACAUGAUUGUUAUUGGCAUGUAUUUCCUCAACUGCCAGAGCCUCCUGAUGGACUCCGACACCCUGAGCUUCCUCCGGGAGGGUCAGUUCGAUGCCCUUUUCACUGAUCCUGCCUUACCCUGCGGGGUGAUCCUGGCCGAGUACCUGAGCCUGCCCUCCGUGUACCUCUUCAGGGGCUUCCCGUGUUCCCUCGAGCACACGUUCACCAGGACCUCAAGCCCCACGUCCUAUGUUCCCAGAUUCUAUACUCGCUUCUCAGACAGGAUGACUUUCCCCCAACGGGUGGCCAACUUCCUUGUUAAAUACUUGGAAAACAUUUUACUUUACUGUCUGUAUUCUAAGUAUGAAGACCUCGCAUCAGAUCUCCUCAAGAGAGAUGUGUCCUUACCUGCCUUGUAUCGGAAGGACACCAUUUGGCUGAUGAGAUAUGACUUUGUAUUCGAAUAUCCUAAACCAGUCAUGCCCAACAUGGUCUUCAUUGGGGGGAUCAACUGCAAGAAGCCAGGAGCCCUGUCGCAGGUUGGUAGCUGUGUUUCCUUUGGAUUGCCCUGUUUCUUCAUGGGCAAACAUCCUUCUUAA